Penicillium canariense is the source of this 3330-nucleotide messenger RNA. RefSeq lists its product as uncharacterized. Gene Ontology annotation, biological process: negative regulation of transcription by RNA polymerase II. Lineage: Eukaryota; Fungi; Ascomycota; Eurotiomycetes; Eurotiales; Aspergillaceae. The coding region runs from base 1 to 3330 and encodes 1109 amino acids. The record is from RefSeq and is a predicted model, not a curated record. Gene Ontology annotation, molecular function: protein binding. Gene Ontology annotation, cellular component: nucleus; transcription repressor complex. The transcript is spliced from 2 exons.
AUGCUCAGGAUCUCUGGGCUGGAGUCUGGUGUGCACAAGGCACUCCACGAUGACCCUGAUAUUGCGUCAAAAUCGCUCAGGGAACAGUUUGAGAAACUACUCCUGGGACCGCUGCUCAAUCUUGACCAACUCGGCCGACAACCUCAAACCGCUGUGAUAGUGAUUGACGGUUUAGACGAAUGUGAACAUGAUCAAGAUGUCCGAACUAUAAUCCCAUUACUGCCUCUUCUACAGAAGGUAAAAGCGGUUCGCCUUCGGAUCUUCUUGACCAGCAGGCCUGAACUCCCAAUCAGCCUCGGGUUUUCAGAGAUCGCAGACCAUGAAUAUCAGGACCUAGCUCUUCAUGAGAUACCCGAAGAAGUGACAGAACAUGAUAUAUAUUUAUUCCUACAGGACCGAUUUACAAAAAUCAAACACGACAGAGAUAUUUCCCGAGACUGGCCCGGCGAUGACGUCCUCCAGGAAUUGGUCACGAUGUCCGUUCCACUAUUUAUUUCGGCUGCCACUGUGUGCCGUUACAUCGAAAAUUCAAAAUGGGAACCCAAAGUGCGCCUCGCAGAGCUUCUAAAGGACCAAGCCAAAUAUGUAUCGAGAAUGGAUAAGACAUACCUGCCAAUUCUGACGCGACUGCUGGAUGAGCAAGAGAGUGAUGAGUCGGAGCAGCAGCAGCUCCUGUACGAGUUCCAGAAAAUAGUCGGGAUUAUUAUUCUUCUCGCGAUUCCAUUCUCCGUCAACACACUCUCCCAGUUUCUCGGUAUUGAGCCGGACCUAAUCAGCAAUCGUUUAGAUUCAUUUCAGUCUGUGCUAAGUGUGCCCACUAACCAAGAUCUGCCGGUGAAGAUUCUACAUCUAUCAUUUCGGGAUUUUUUGGUUCAAUCCAGAAGCAAAUUUUUGGUAGACGAGGCAAGGAAGCACAAAGAGAUUGCUGAAUUAUGUCUUAAAGUCAUGAAAAGGCAUUUGCUGAAAAAUAUCUGUAAUUUGGAAAGCCCCAGCACACAAAGGGCACACAUCAAUCCUCAACUUCUCCGCCAGUAUUUACCACCAGAACUUCAGUACUCUUGUCGCUACUGGAUACACCAUCUUGAACAGAGUCAGGCUUUAUCUUCCGAGAUAGAAGAUGUGCUACUAUUCCUCCAGAAGCAUUUUCUGCACUGGGUGGAGGUGAUGAGUCUGCUGGGUCUCUCAUCGGAGGUGGUGGAGUUCAAGUCAGAGCUUCCUAGUUGGAUACGCCAGUUCCCACAAGUUAACGAAAAAUGGAGUGCAGAAUUACAGACUCUCGAGGGCCAUACGGACUUGGUGGAGUCGGUGGCCUUCUCGCCCGAUGGCCGGCUAGUGGCGUCCGGCUCUUGGGACAGGACGGUGCGGCUCUGGGAUCCGGCGACAGGCGCGCUGCAGCAGACUCUCGAGGGCCAUACGCACUCGGUUCAGUCGGUAGCCUUCUCGCCCGAUGGCCGGCUAGUGGCGUCCGGCUCUUGGGACAGGACAGUGCGGCUCUGGGAUCCGGCGACGGGCGCGCUGCAGCAGACUCUCGAGGGCCAUACGGACUGGGUUCUAUCGGUGGCCUUCUCGCCCGAUGGCCGGCUAGUGGCGUCCGGCUCUAGAGACAGGACAGUGCGGCUCUGGGAUCCGGCGACGGGCGCGCUGCAGCAGACUCUCGAGGGCCAUACGGACUCGGUUCAGUCGGUGGCCUUCUCGCCCGAUGGCCGGCUAGUGGCGUCCGGCUCUUGGGACAGGACAGUGCGGCUCUGGGAUCCGGCGACAGGCGCGCUGCAGCAGACUCUCGAGGGCCAUACGGACUGGGUUCUAUCGGUAGCCUUCUCGCCCAAUGGCCGGCUAGUGGCGUCCGGCUCUUGGGACAGGACGGUGCGGCUCUGGGAUCCGGCGACGGGCGCGCUGCAGCAGACUCUCGAGGGCCAUACGGACUGGGUUCUAUCGGUGGCCUUCUCGCCCAAUGGCCGGCUAGUGGCGUCCGGCUCUUGGGACAGGACAGUGCGGCUCUGGGAUCCGGCGACGGGCGCACUGCAGCAGACUCUCGAGGGCCAUACGCACUCGGUUAACUCGGUGGCCUUCUCGCCCAAUGGCCGGCUAGUGGCGUCCGGCUCUAGAGACAGGACAGUGCGGCUCUGGGAUCCGGCGACAGGCGCGCUGCAGCAGACUCUCGAGGGCCAUACGGACUCGGUUCUAUCGGUGGCCUUCUCGCCCGAUGGCCGGCUAGUGGCGUCCGGCUCUUGGGACAGGACAGUGCGGCUCUGGGAUCCGGCGACGGGCGCACUGCAGCAGACUCUCGAGGGCCAUACGGACUGGGUUAACUCGGUGGCCUUCUCGCCCGAUGGCCGGCUAGUGGCGUCCGGCUCUAGAGACAGGACGGUGCGGCUCUGGGAUCCGGCGACAGGCGCGCUGCAGCAGACUCUCAAGGGCCAUACGGGCUCGGUUAACUCGGUGGCCUUCUCGCCCGACAGCCGGCUAGUGGCGUCCGGCUCUUCUGAUCAAACGGUGCGGCUCUGGGAUCCGGCGACGGGCGCACUGCAGCAGACUCUCGAGGGCCAUACGGGCUGGGUUCACUCGGUGGCCUUCUCGCCCGACGGCCGGCUAGUGGCGUGCAGCUCUUCUGAUCAAACGGUGCGGCUCUGGGAUCCGGCGACGGGCGCACUGCAGCAGACUCUCGAGGGCCAUACGGGCUGGGUUGAGUCGGUGGCCUUCUCGCCCGACGGCCGGCUAGUGGCGUCCAGCUCUUCUGAUCAAACGGUGCGGCUCUGGGAUCCGGCGACGGGCGCACUGCAGCAGACUCUCGAGGGCCAUACGGGCUCGGUUAACUCGGUGGCCUUCUCGCCCGACAGCCGGCUAGUGGCGUCCGGCUCUUCUGAUCAAACGGUGCGGCUCUGGGAUCCGGCGACGGGCGCACUGCAGCAGACUCUCGAGGGCCAUACGGGCUGGGUUGAGUCGGUGGCCUUCUCGCCCGACGGCCGGCUAGUGGCGUCCAGCUCUUCUGAUCAAACGGUGCGGCUCUGGGAUCCGGCGACGGGCGCGCUGCAGCAGACCUUGGGCACUGAGGGAAUUGUCAACAAACUCGAAUUUUCUCAAGAUGGUUCAUAUCUCAUCACCGACUUAGGCACCCUCGAUGUUCAGUCCGCGCACGAAAAUCAUGCUUCUAAUUCAGCCCAUAGGAAUCUGGCGAUCUUCAUUGAGCAAGGACAGUGGAUAAACCUGAACGGCAAAAAUGUCCUAUGGCUUCCUCCUGAGUUUCGGCCUAGCUGUUCGGCGAUUAAUGGGGAUUCACUUACCUUGGGACACGCAUCAGGGCGGGUUUCUUUCAUCCGAUUUCGUGUAUAG